Messenger RNA from Anguilla rostrata (American eel), 1709 nucleotides. RefSeq names its product solute carrier family 7 member 10a (gene slc7a10a). Gene Ontology annotation, molecular function: neutral L-amino acid transmembrane transporter activity; L-amino acid transmembrane transporter activity. The record is from RefSeq and is a predicted model, not a curated record. Gene Ontology annotation, cellular component: membrane. NCBI's taxonomy places the organism in Eukaryota, Metazoa, Chordata, Actinopteri, Anguilliformes, Anguillidae. The transcript has 11 exons. The coding region runs from base 105 to 1670 and encodes 521 amino acids. Gene Ontology annotation, biological process: D-alanine transmembrane transport; amino acid transmembrane transport; D-serine transmembrane transport.
AACAUUCUACCCCGAACAGCGGCAGAGUGGCGCAUGCGUGUGCUAUUCACCGUGCAUCAAUGCAGUAUAUGAGUUCAAGAGUGGGAUCUGAGCAAGCCUUUUAAAUGGUCACAGAAAUGGAUGGAGCUACGCGGAACAGAAGUAACUCCGUUAAGCAGGAGCCAGGGGCGCAACAGAAGAUGACAAAAGAUGGAAACAACAAGCAUGACCAGAUUCCAGAAAGAGUUACCCUUAAAAAAGAAAUUGGACUACUGAGCGCCUGUGCCAUCAUCAUAGGUAACAUCAUAGGUUCCGGAAUCUUCAUUUCCCCAAAGGGGGUUCUGGAACAUUCCGGCUCGGUGGGCCUGGCGCUGAUCGUGUGGGUGCUGGGAGGGGGAAUAUCUGCCCUGGGUUCCCUCUGCUACGCCGAGCUGGGGGUGACCAUCCCCAAAUCGGGCGGAGACUACUCCUAUGUGACAGAGAUAUUUGGAGGCCUGGUGGGGUUUCUCCUGCUGUGGAGUGCAGUGCUCAUCAUGUACCCCACCACCCUGGCUGUCAUCGCCCUCACCUUCUCCAACUAUGUCCUGCAGCCCAUCUUCCCAAACUGCCUUCCACCUUACAUGGCCACCCGCAUGCUGUCCACGACCUGCAUAUUGUUCCUGACCUGGGUGAACUGCUCCAGUGUACGCUGGGCCACCAGGAUCCAGGACGUGUUCACCGUGGGCAAGCUGCUGGCGCUGGGACUCAUCAUUGUGGUGGGCCUGGUGCAGAUCUGUCAAGGGCACUACGAGGGGCUGAAGCCGUCGGUGGCCUUCGAGUUCGCGAGGUCCCCCUCGGUUGGGCAGAUCGCCCUGGCCUUCCUGCAGGCCUCCUUCGCCUUCAGCGGCUGGAACUUCCUCAACUACGUGACCGAGGAGGUGGUGGACCCACGACGGAAUCUACCUCGUGCCAUUUACAUCUCCAUUCCAUUGGUCACCUUUGUGUACACCCUCACCAACAUCGCCUACUUCUCCUCCAUGUCACCUGAGGAGCUGCUGUCCUCCAAUGCCGUGGCAGUCACCUUCGGGGAGAAGCUGCUGGGGAUGUUCUCCUCCGUCAUGCCCAUCUCUGUGGCUCUUUCCACAUUCGGGGGGAUCAACGGAUACCUCUUCACCUCCUCCAGGCUGUGUUUCUCCGGAGCCAGAGAGGGACACCUCCCCAGCCUGCUGGCCAUGAUCCACUGCAAGAGCUGCACGCCCAUCCCGGCCCUCCUGGUCUGCUGCACUGCCACCAUCGUCAUCCUCUGCAUCGGAGAGACGCACAACCUGAUCAACUACGUCUCCUUCAUCAACUACCUCUCCUACGGGGUCACCAUCGCUGGCCUGCUUUACUACCGCUGGAAGAAGCCCAACCUGAACCGGCCCAUUAAGGUGAACCUGAUGGUGCCCAUCAGCUACCUGCUCUUCUGGGCCUUCCUGCUGGGCUUCAGCCUGUACUCAGAGCCAGUGGUGUGCGGGGUGGGGCUGGUCAUAAUGCUCACCGGCGUGCCUGUUUACUUCCUGGGGGUGCACUGGAAGGACAAGCCAAAGUGCAUCUACGAUCUUGUCGAGAGGGUGACUCACGUGGGACAGAGGCUGUGUUUCGUGGUCUUCCCCCAGGUGGACCCCGCCGAAGAGAAGAUGCAGGAGUGGAAGGACAAAUCCGAGUCUUGAGUGUCAGUCCCAGGGAAUUAAAAAAAAUUUUAUUUUUAA